CGGUGGCGAACGGGCUUCAGAUGCUUCUGGGUCGCGGUGGGAAAGGUGUUCGUUCCUUGUGUGUGAGCUUGAGGCCGAGCGCUAGAGCGACCCGGCGAAGGAUGGCGGCCACCGGGACCGCGGCCGCCACGGCCACGGGCAGGUUCCUGGUCCUGCUGCUGCUCGGGCUCACGGCACCCGCCGCGGCGCUGGCCGGCUACAUCGAGGCUCUUGCAGCCAAUGCCGGAACAGGAUUUGCUGUCGCCGAGCCUCAGAUUGCAAUGUUUUGUGGGGAGCUAAAUAUGCAUGUGAACAUUCAGACUGGGAAAUGGGAACCUGACCCAACAGGCACUAAGAGCUGCUUUGGAACAAAAGAAGAAGUUCUGCAGUACUGUCAGGAGAUGUAUCCAGAGCUACAGAUCACCAAUGUGAUGGAAGCCAACCAGCCUGUGAGUGUGGACAAUUGGUGCCGGAGGGACAAAAAACAGUGCAAGAGCCGCAUUGUGAUCCCUUUCAAGUGUCUUGUGGGUGAAUUUGUAAGUGACGUUCUGUUAGUCCCGGAGAAGUGCCAGUUUUUCCACAAAGAGCGGAUGGAGGUGUGCGAGAACCACCAGCAUUGGCACACGGUUGUCAAAGAGGCCUGUCUGACUCAGGGCAUGACUUUGUACAGCUACGGCAUGCUGCUGCCCUGUGGCGUAGAUCAGUUCCACGGCACUGAGUACGUGUGCUGCCCUCAAACAAAGGUCGUCCAGUCUGCUGUGUCCAAAGAAGAGGAAGAGGAGGAGGAGGGAGAGGAGGAGGAGGAGGGAGAGGAGGAUGAAGAGGACGACUAUGAUAUUUUUAAAAGCGAAUUUCCUACGGAAGCUGACUUGGAAGACUUCACAGAGACUGCUGUGGAUGAAGAUGGCGAGGAUGAGGAGGAAGAGGAGGAAGUGGUGGAAGAUCGCGAUUAUUACUACGACAACUUUAAAGGAGAUGACUACAAUGAAGAAAACCCAACAGAACCCAGCAACGAUGGGACCAUUUCAGAAAAGGAAAUUACUCACGAUGUGAAAGCUGUCUGCUCCCAGGAGGCGAUGACGGGGCCCUGCCGGGCCGUGAUGCCCCGUUGGUACUUCGACCUCUCCAAGGGGAAGUGCGUGCGCUUUAUAUAUGGCGGCUGCGGAGGCAACAGGAACAAUUUUGAGUCUGAGGAUUAUUGUAUGGCUGUGUGUAAAACGAUGAUUCCCCCAACUCCUCUGCCAACCAACGACGUCGAUGUGUAUUUCGAGACCUCUGCGGAUGACAAUGAACAUGCUCGCUUCCAGAAGGCCAAGGAGCAGCUGGAAAUUCGCCACCGCAACCGGAUGGACAGGGUAAAGAAGGAAUGGGAAGAGGCUGAGCUUCAAGCGAAGAACCUCCCUAAAGCAGAGAGGCAGACCCUGAUCCAGCACUUCCAAGCUAUGGUGAAAGCUUUAGAGAAAGAAGCGGCCAGCGAGAAGCAGCAGCUGGUGGAAACCCACCUAGCUCGAGUGGAAGCUAUGCUGAAUGACCGCCGCCGCGUGGCUUUGGAGAACUACCUGGCCGCCCUGCAGUCUGACCCUCCGCGGCCUCAUCGCAUUCUCCAGGCCUUACGGCGUUACGUCCGCGCUGAGAACAAAGACCGCCUGCACACCAUCCGCCACUACCAGCACGUGCUUGCUGUCGACCCGGAAAAGGCGGCCCAGAUGAAAUCCCAGGUGAUGACGCAUCUCCAUGUGAUUGAAGAAAGAAGGAACCAGAGCCUUUCUCUGCUCUACAAAGUACCUUAUGUAGCCCAAGAAAUCCAAGAGGAAAUUGAUGAGCUACUUCAAGAACAGCGUGCAGACAUGGACCAGUUCACUUCCUCUAUCUCAGAGGCCCCCGUGGACGUCCGGGUGAGCUCUGAAGAGAGUGAUGAGAUCCCGCCAUUCCACCCCUUCCAUCCCUUCCCGUCCUUACCUGAGAGUGAAGACACCCAGCCGGAGUUGUACCACCCAAUGAAAAAAGGCUCUGGGUUGGGCGAGCAGGACGGAGGACUGAUAGGUGCUGAGGAGAAGGUGAUUAACAGUAAGAAUAAAGUGGAUGAAAACAUGGUCAUUGACGAGACUCUGGAUGUUAAGGAAAUGAUUUUUAAUUCUGAGAGAGUUGGAGGCCUUGAGGAAGAGCCGGAAUCCGUGGGGUCACUGCGAGAAGACUUCAGUCUGAGCAGCAGUGCCCUCAUCGGCCUGUUGGUCAUUGCAGUGGCCAUUGCUACGGUCAUAGUCAUCAGCCUGGUGAUGCUGAGGAAGAGGCAGUAUGGCACCAUCAGCCAUGGGAUCGUGGAGGUCGACCCCAUGCUCACCCCCGAAGAGCGUCACCUGAACAAGAUGCAGAACCAUGGUUACGAAAACCCGACCUACAAAUAUCUUGAGCAGAUGCAGGUGUAAUGGGAGAAGGUGCACCUCCUCCCUCCCCCACUUUAGUGGGGGGGCGCAGCGGGCCAGAGGGGUCCCGCGUUUUGGAUCGACUGCUGACCAACAGUUACUUCCAGAGGAUUCCACCUUACAUUCAGACCUCUUGGAUCAUUAAGACUGUAAAGUACUACUGUAGAAUCACAAUUUCCAUUCUUUUAAAUGGGUGAAAAAAAUGUUAAUAUAACAAUAUAUGAUAUAUAAACCUUAAAUGAGAAAAUGAUCUAUUGCAGAUAUUUGACUGAUGUAGUUUUCUUUUUUAAAUGAAUCGGCAUCCCACUUCUAUUGUAUUGUCUUACACAAGCUCUCUGUAGACAUGGAAAUGUCCAUUUGCAAUGAUAGGCUGUCUGUGCAGGUCGUUUGUUCCAGUUACAUUGUGUAAAUCGGCUAAGGCUCAUUCACUGUCCUGGUUUUUAUUUAAAAAAUUAAAUAAAUAAAAAGGCAGUAUUUCCUUUCUAAAUGAGCUCGCAGAAAGUGGCUGAGAAACUGAGUGAAGUAGGGAACUGUAAGACCAUUGAAGCACAUCUUGAUACCCUCUCAAAAUUACUUCAAAGGACCAGCUUCUUGGAGGUCUGGUGUUCCCGCUGCCGGGAGCCUUGGUGUCCCCACACGAGCCCUGUCACCAAGGCGGGUGAAAGCUUUUGUGUCCCAGCAGCUUAGCCUAACGUAUACAGAGUAGGGCGCCCACUACCGCUCUCCUUCUACGGCCAGUUCUUCCACAGGCAUUAGCCACUAGUUUGUACAUGACCUUCCUCACUGUCCGCCUCUACUUACUGCGGCGUUUCACAGCCCACGUCCCUCCCCAGUAGUGUCCGAAUGUGCUGGCUCUGCCUCCGUGGACGUUUGCCUCUGACGGCACCGCUCCUCGCCCCUCCCCGUUGCACCUUGACUUCCCUGCACUCCCUCUCCCGUCACCAGCCUCGUUAGCGUUCACUCAAGACUACAGUUGCGGGGGGCCAGCGGCCCAGGAGAGACCGUGGGAGGCUUGCUUCACGUGGAAGGAGGACGCUGGAAUGGCCUGUAGACACCACGCAAAGCGCUGAAGACCUUGUUUCCUUCACACGAAUCUUUGUGAUGCCUGUAUAGUUGAUGUUGAUGCUCACAGCUUUUGCUUUUUUUUAUUCUGAAGGUUCUGGUAACCUGUGGUGUAUUUUUUUUUUCUAUUUCCCUGUGACUGUUUGGUUUUGUUUCUUUUCCCCUCCCUUUCCCUUAUCCAUGUCUCUUUAUCCAUAGUCACCCACUAUGCACAGAUAAAUUUCACCUACAAACUCCUUAAUCUGAUCUGUGGAGAAUGUACAGACUUUAAACACAUCAAUAAAUACUUUAACUUCCA
Pteronotus mesoamericanus is the source of this 3762-nucleotide messenger RNA. RefSeq names its product amyloid beta precursor like protein 2 (gene APLP2). Gene Ontology annotation, cellular component: membrane. Gene Ontology annotation, molecular function: serine-type endopeptidase inhibitor activity; transition metal ion binding; heparin binding. Gene Ontology annotation, biological process: central nervous system development; axonogenesis. NCBI's taxonomy places the organism in Eukaryota, Metazoa, Chordata, Mammalia, Chiroptera, Mormoopidae. Bases 21 to 2405 code for a protein of 794 amino acids. The record is from RefSeq and is a predicted model, not a curated record. The transcript has 18 exons.